This is a messenger RNA of Patiria miniata (bat star), 3235 nucleotides long. RefSeq names its product chromatin modification-related protein eaf-1-like. The transcript has a single exon. Bases 16 to 1743 code for a protein of 575 amino acids. Gene Ontology annotation, molecular function: nucleic acid binding; zinc ion binding. The record is from RefSeq and is a predicted model, not a curated record. NCBI's taxonomy places the organism in Eukaryota, Metazoa, Echinodermata, Asteroidea, Valvatida, Asterinidae.
UUUGGACGGGCCAUCAUGUAUAGAUCGGGGCGACCCCAGCUACGACGCCCUAACACGGUGCGUUUUAAUACAAGAGGAAUAGAAGACAUCGUCACGCCUGAAGAAGUCUACGAAGCUGUAAAGAAGGAAUUGAAAAGCAAAGACACAAUGAAGUGCAUAGCAGAACUCAAUAACAAAUGGUACAAUGUUACGUUGGACAACGAAGCUGAUUGUGAAAGACUAGCGAACUAUGGACUGGUAUUGAAUGGGUUGCUGGUGCAAUGCGAGAGGGCAAGCAUAGCUAAUUCAGUAGUUGCGUACGUAAAAGCACCCUACGAACUCAGCGACCAGGCGGUCAUUUCGGCUCUGUCUGCUUAUGGGUCAGUGGUGAACAUAAAAAGACAAUAUCAUGACUUCGACAGUAAUGUAGAAACAGGAGUGCGGAGCUGUUUGAUCAAGAAUCUAAUGAAACCAAUCCCCAGCUACAUCAGACUUGGAAGUUUCACCCUGCCAAUACGACAUAAGGGACAGCUCAAAACAUGUAAGAUCUGCGAGGCAACGGACCACUUCGCCCGAGACUGUCCGGCCCGGGGGAGGUGCUACGUCUGCGGCGCAUACGGGCAUAGAGCUUCGGCACAUCAUGAUGAAAACAGUCGCAAAGAUAGAUUGGAAGUAGAAUCAGAUGAAGAAUCACGAGUAAAUACUCCCGUCCUAGCAAUCCCUGGCGGAAGUCAAGACGACCGAGAUUCGACGACACACUACGACACUGAAGACUCCAUCUUCGAUGAAACCCAAAUCGAACCGCUAACUCUAACCAAGAAAUACAACCUGCCAACCUACCGCUUCAAGGAUGGGAAAAAAUAUUGCAAAAAGAGAAAAAACCAAGACACGGAAGAGGAAAAUGUGGGGGAAAGCUACAGGAAAAUAACCAGAGAAGAAGAGGAAGAGAUGGAGCAAUCCAAUCAACAAGAACCACAGACCCAUGGGCAGACUAGCCGACAAGACACCCAGCAGACAGCACCGCAGAUCGCACAGCAGACCGAACAGCAGACCGAACAGCAGACCGAACAGCAGACCCCACCCAAGACCACAUCGCAGACCACACUGCAGACCACACCGCAGAGUACACCGGAGAUAGCAUCACAGAUCGCACCACAGACAGCACUGCAGACCACAUCGCAGAUCAUACAACAGACGGCACCGCAGACAGCAUCACAGAUCGCACCGCAGACCAUACAGCAGACUGCAACGCAGACAGCAUCACAGAUCGUACCGCAGACCACACCGCAGACCGCCCCUCGGACUGCACCGCAGACCGCACCGGAGACCGCACCGCAGACCGCAUCGCAGACUGCACCGCAGACCGAACAGCAGACUGCACUGCAGAUUGCACCGCAGAUUGCAUCGCAGAUCGCAACGCAGAUCACACAGCAGACAGUUCUGCAUACUAUACCGGAGACCCCACUGAUGACUACAACGCAGGCUGAACCACAAACUGUAUCUCAAAACGCACCUCGGUUAGCACCGCAGACCAGCCAACAAACCAUAAAGCAGAUACAGAGUGGGCAGAACGCAUCACAAGACAUUAUUCCGUCAUCACAACCUACAGACAACGAAGAUGAAGAUUUUGUUAGGUAUAUGAGAGGGGGCGUGGAGAGACUCCGCAAGAAAAGAACAAGCUGGGAAAGGAAGGAAAAGGACCAGAAGGCAUCGCCUAGUCGAGGGCCGAGAGGACGAGGGAAGGGUAAAGCAACACAAUCUUGAAUUCUUGAGGGUUUCAUAUGUUUUUGCUUGUACUGUAAAUCAUAUUCCGUUUUCUCCUGCUUUGUUUGAUGCUCAGAAUAGCCACACUUAACGUCAACGGGCUACGCAAGGGGGAGAAAAGGGAAAAUUUAUUCAAUCAACUUAAAAAGGGUAAUUACGAUCUUGUGUGUCUUCAAGAAACUCAUACGGUCAGUUCAGAUGAGGUCUUGUGGAAAAAUCAGUGGGGUGGGGACAUUUUGUUUAGCCACGGCCAAAGUGACUCAAGAGGAGUGGCUAUUUUGGCGUCAAACAGAAGUGGGAUCCAAUUCACAAAUCCUGAUAGAGAUAAUGAAGGUCGAAUUAUCCGCUGUGAUUUUUCUUGUAGAAAUUUAGAGUUUCACUUACUUUGUGUUUACACUCCAAAUCCUAUGUAUGACAGACAAAGGUUUUUUAGUGCUCUUUCCGAGUAUGUGAAACAAGACGACGGAAACUGGAUCGUUACAGGUGAUUUCAAUUGUCAAAUUGAUACGAGAGCUAGCAAUGAUAAAAGUGUUACAAAUCUGAAAAAUUUCAUUUUAGAAAAUGACAUGAUCGAUGUUUGGAAGAAGCUUUAUCCAAAAGAACAGGGUUUCACUUGUUUUCAUAGAGUUCUGAAAAGAAGUAGCAGAAUUGAUUAUAUAUUUGUCUCUAGUCAGUUAUAUACCCUUUUGACAAAAACAAACAUUAUUUCGACUGGGUUGUCAGAUCACCUACUUGUUACUUGCACUUUGAAUAAUCGCACUAUUAUUAAGGGUCCUGGCAGAUGGAUCUGUGACAAUAACAUUUUUAAAGAUGAUUCUUGUGUUGACCGAGUUCGGACUUUUUGGAAUUAUUGGCAAACGCAGAAGGGAUCUUUUGAUAAUCUGUUGAUUUGGUGGGAUUAUGGGAAAUGUAAAAUUAAAGAAAUCCUGAAAGCUUAUGGUCUAGAGAAAUUCUACAAGGAAAAAGAUUAUCAAACUAAUCUCCAAAAUGAUCUUACUAAGGAAAUGAACCAAAAUAACCCAAACACCAAAGUUAUAAACGACAUCAAUCAAAAAAUCAAACACUUCGAGCAAAAAAAACUCGAAAAGACGAGAAUUAGGUCCCAUAUCAACAAAAUCAAUGGAGAGAAAAGUUCGCAUUUUUUCAAGUGUUUUGAAAAACAAAGAUCGGAAGACAACUCUUUUGAUAUGUUAGUAGAAGAUGACGUAACUUAUGAUGAUUCCUAUAAGAUGUGUAAUCAUGUGAACUCUUUUUAUAAAAAGUUAUACACUAGUGAAGAAGUUGACAGCGACUCACUUAACGCUAUAUUGAAUGAAAUUGAUGGUUUUGUCUUUGAUGAAGAAAUAAUAGAUUCCUUAAAUAGCGAUUUUGACGAUGUUGAAAUUCUAUGCGCUGUUAAACAAAUGAGCAAAGAUAAAUCACCGGGUAUAGAUGGAUUAACAGCUGAAUUUUAUAAGUUAUUUUGGGACAUUCUUCAAAACGAUUUCAAAGA